This is a messenger RNA of Linum trigynum, 4045 nucleotides long. Lineage: Eukaryota; Viridiplantae; Streptophyta; Magnoliopsida; Malpighiales; Linaceae. The record is from the annotation of a GenBank genome assembly.
CUAGCUCGAUAAAGCUGGAUUAGUCCCAAAACACACCAAAAUCCCACGAUCAAAAUUCUACUAAAUUCGUUCUUUAUAAAAGCUGAUUUAGCAGAGCAAAUCCCACUCAAAUCAAUACCCAUGCUCAAAGUAGUCCAAACAAACCAAUAGUUACACAAAUGUACAUGAGGGAGGGGAGGAGAAGAGAGAGUUCUCGGUUAGUACACUAAAAAAAAAAAGAGGAAACUGUGAAAGUACACUAAUUUCAAAUACUUAAAGUAAAUUUCUCCAGUCGAUAAUUGAAGAAAAUAGGCAAAACACGUUUUUCAAAUAGUUCACAAUUCGAUUGUUAGAUAAUUUGUAGACAACAGAAGUAGGUGUAUAAGACCAUCCGGAUUGAUAUUUGAAAUACAACUGUAUGCUACACCCGAAUAGAAGGUCAAGUGGCGGCGAAGAUGAGAAGGAAAGUUGACAAGGUAGGGAGGAGGGCAAGGAUGAGAUAGGGUUGCGACAUGUUAAUUUUUUUUAAUAUCAAUUAAUCGUAGAAUAUGUGGAUAGUAGAAAUAUUUUAAGUUUUUUAUGCUAACUAGACAGUGACAUAAUUGUUAGUCAACGGUGUUUACCAUCAAAGAUAACAGUCAAUACCCGACUCAAGCCAAAUAAAUCAUUUUUAUUGAUAGUAUAAACCACGAUAUUAUAUAGUGAAAUGAUUGUCGAGGAUGUUAAAGAAGGAUAAAUUUAGGAUGAGACAAAAAUAUAAACCCUUAUUUGAAACAUACCAUUCAUUUUCGAGUUUCGAGGGUGGGCUGUGGGCUGGCCUGCUCCGUCUGAGAUCAAUUAGCAAUUUGGUCACCGAAAGCUGUUGUAUGUGUCAUGUUGAUGCCCUGAAUUCGUUAGCCUAGUUAUUCUGCGGGACCGGUUACUAUGACAACACCCCUUGUGUUGUUAUUGUAACAACACUAGUCUCCAACCAAUAGGAAGCUAGGGUUGUGAUGACUUUUUAUUAGAUGAGUUGACCUAGUGUAAAAUCAAAGCAGGGGUAUAAUUGUCAUUAUGAAAAAUAUGUUUAAAUAAUAAUAAAAAAAUAAAAAAUAAUAAAAAAAUAAAUUUUUUUUAUUUUCGGUCCAAAAUUUUGGUCGCCGGAAUUCGGCCACCAGUCGCCGGAAUCUGGUCGACGGUCACCGGAAUAUGCUAUUUUGGCGCCGGAAUAUGCUUACCGGCGUCGAAAUCUAGUCAUCGGGGCCGGAAUAUGCCUAUCGGCGUUGGAAUCUGCUCACUGACGGUCACUGGAGUUCGGUCAACGCUCAACGACCACCGGAUGUAUGGUCUACAUUGUGAGAUUUAUGGUUUGGUUUCUCAUAUUUUCGUAUGCCUUUUGUGGUUUGCUUUAUCGUGUUUGUGGUUUGCAUUGAGAAGUUUCUGGUUUGCUUUAUCGUUUUUGUGGUUUGCAUUGAAAAGUUUCUGGUUUGCUUUCAAAAAAUUUGUGGUUUGCAUUGAGGGGUUUCUGGUUUGUUUAAAUAUAUUUGUGGUAUGCAUUAUGACUUUUAUGGUUUGCGUUUUUGUGGUUUGAUUUACUGUGUUUGUGAUUUGUAAUAGGAGGUUUCUGGUGUGCUUUCGCAAAUGUUGUGGUUUGCUUUAUGGGGUUUCUGGUUUGUUUUAGGAGAUUUGUGGUAUGCAUUAGGAGGUUUCUGGUUUGCAUUAAGAAGUUUUUGGUUUGUUUUAUCGCAUUUUGUGGUUUGCAUUAGGAGGUUUCUAGUUUGUUUUAAUAUAUUUGUGGUCUACAUUAAGACGUUUUUUGUUUGCUUUACCGUGUUUGUGGUUUGCAUUAGGUGGUUUCUGGUUUUUUUUUUUUUUUGUGGUUUACUUUACAUCAUUUGUGGUUUGCAUUAGGAGGUUUCUGGUGUGCUUUCGCAAAAUUUUUGGUUUGCUUUGUGACAUUUGUGGUUUGUUUUAGGGGAUUUGUGGUAUGCAUAAGAAGAUUUUUUGUACUUUUUUUUAGUUUGGUUUACCGUAUUUGUGGACUGCAUUAGAAGGUUUCUGAUGUAAUUAUGAAAUACUUGUGUUGUACAUACCAAUAAAUUCCAAAUACAUAGUAUAAACACAAUAACCCGUAAAAAAAUAGAAAAGCACGAUCCUCACGAACGUUGUUGUCAACUUCGAUAAUCUUGGAUCCAGCCAAGAAUUUGGCUAGAAGAAGCAUCAUUGUGACGAUGCUUCAAGCACAAUAGUGAUUUCACCGUAAUAGAAAUGGAAACUCUGAGAUUAUUUGGAUUGUCGUGCAUUGGGCGGCGAAUCGAACUAAUUUGUUUGGAUGCUGGGAAAGUUGGGGAGUGGGGAAGAUUUGGGAAUUGGGAGAUUCAUUUUACUUGUUUUGGGGUUUAUUUGUCUCUUGCACUUUGUGAAUGUAGAGUUUGUGGACUGAAUGGGACUGUUAUUUAUGGCGUAAGAGGACUAAGAUGGUUUCUGGGUAGUGGAAUGGUCUUAUGCUUCAAUACAUGAUUAUUAUUGGCUGGUGAAGGGUUAUAAAGUAGGAGAUGAACAUGCCAUCUAAUUCAUGACCUUCCACUUCCAGGUGGAGUGAAGCAAUGGACAGUGGCUCCCCCAUCAACGGCAACAGUCUGGCCGGUAAUAUAAGAGGCCGCCGGAAGGCAGAGGAAUGCAACCAACCCUGCCGCCUCCUCCGGCUCUCCAGUUCGUCCCAUGGGAGUUCGAGCUCUCACUGCCUUUGAGAACUCCUCGCUCUCAAAGUACUGCAAAACACAACAUAAAACGAAACGCUACAUUACAACAUUUCAAUAGCUGCUGCAAAGCCAACUUCAUAAAUCUCUCCAUUCCACUUAAAAACAGAGAUUUUUCAAGCCAUGGUAUUCCACAAAACACUAUCACCAAAACCGCUGCUAUCGUCUAGAUUUCCUCCCUCUCCCAUCGGAUUCCUCCGCCGCCCGGCGAAUCUCGUCCUCCAUCUCCUAAGGUUGCUAGUCAUCACUCUGUUCCAGUAUUCCCCUGCUGCGCUGCUACGACGACCAUCAACCUCCUCCUCCUUCUUCGUCUUCGUCUUCCUCCUCUCCUCGUGCGGAGGAUCCAGAUUCAAUCCACUCUCCGCCGCUUCAUUUACCACCAACGGACCUCCCCAAGCUUUUCCAGGUUCACUCCUCUUUCCCUCUCCCCUGCUCUGGGGAACGAUUCUCAAUUUACGAAUCCCCUCAGCGCACUGAAUCUUCUUCCUGUUGAUGUGGUCUCCGCCGCCGCCGGAUUUACCCUUCUUAGGACGCGGCUCGUUAAUUGACCGGCUCCAAAAAAUCACUAUGUGGGUUGUGAAGGAGAAGCUGAUGGUGGCGGAAGAGAAGCUGAUGGCGGCGGAGGAGAUCGAGGUCUGGUAGGGGAAAAGAUCUCCUAUUGCAACUCCUCGGAAGAGCGUCGCCUGUGUCUUUUUAAUUCUAAUUUUAUUAAUUUUCUUGUAAGUUUACCCUUAUACUCUUGUUGUUACGGUAACAACAUAAUGGGUGUUGUUAUUCUAUCCGGGCCCUUAUCCUGCUAACUUGAAGAUUUGUUAGUAUAUACAAAUUAAUAUCCAAAAUUUAUGAACUAAUAUCCAAGUCUACUAAGUAUCUAGAUAGCACAGACUAGUAUUCAAAACAUCACAAAGUAGUAUCCAUAUAGCAGAUACCAACUACUAUCCACAAUCAACCAACUAGUAUUCAAUAUGGAUACUGUUAUGUGAUAUAUGGAUACACUUAUGUGUUAUCUCGAUACUAAUUAUGUGUUGUUUGGAUACUAUUAUGAGUUGUCUAGAUAUUAGUUUGUGAAUUUGGAAUAAUAGUUGAUUCAUGGUGGAUAUCAGUUAGCAAAUUUUGAAUAAUAGUCUGUGCUCUCUAGAUAUUUUAGUACUUGGAUAUUAGUUCAUGUAUUUUGGAUAUCAGUAAGUGUCUGCUAACGAAUCUUCAAGUUAACAAAUUAACUUUUCCCUGAAUUCGUUUGUGAAGCUAAACUCAAUGAUGGAUUGAUGCUAGGCAUUCCAUCACUUUCAAGUUUCCAGUCAAGAGUGUCAUAAAUCUACAAGGUUAAU